Drosophila sulfurigaster albostrigata is the source of this 1027-nucleotide messenger RNA. Its product is annotated as odorant receptor 59b-like. NCBI's taxonomy places the organism in Eukaryota, Metazoa, Arthropoda, Insecta, Diptera, Drosophilidae. Gene Ontology annotation, cellular component: plasma membrane. The record is from RefSeq and is a predicted model, not a curated record. The transcript has a single exon. Gene Ontology annotation, biological process: detection of chemical stimulus involved in sensory perception of smell; sensory perception of smell. Gene Ontology annotation, molecular function: odorant binding; olfactory receptor activity. Bases 108 to 1016 code for a protein of 302 amino acids.
CAUUUUGCAACCGAAAUAAAUCGCCCUGAAUUAAAAGCUAGUUAUAUAAGUAAACAGUCGCAUAUACCUUUUAUUGAGUAAUGAAAAUUAUAUAGGGUAAAGUUGACAUGAAAGCAAUUGCAGCUGUCAACGCGCUCGCAUAUAAAAAGCCCUCAAUCGAAUCGUCAUCAGCAGUUGAGCCUUGUUUACAGUUGAAUCGAGUUAAGUCAGCAAAUAAGAUAAUUAUGAAAAGUGAAAAAGUAACAUUUAAUUACUUGAGGGAGCCCACUUCCACUGAUCGCAUGCAAAUGACGGAUGCUGUUGAGUACUUAAGACGUGGCAUGACUACAAUGGGUUGGCUUACGCCAUCGAAGAACAGCCGAUAUUCCUAUUGUGGAAUGUACAAAUUUGUGAAAUAUUUCUUACUAUCAUGUGCCUUGUAUUUACCCAUUGGCUUGUCCAUAACAUAUAUUACGGAAUUUAGCACCUUUACACCUGGCGAGCUGUUCACUUCUCUACAGGCUGGUAUUAAUAGCCCAGGAGCCUUCAUGAAAGCUGUUCUGGCUGCACUUAAUGCUUGGCGCUUUCUUGCAGUUAAAGAACAGCUGACUAAUAUCAGCAAGCGAUGGAUAAAAGAUGAAGAGCAAUUGGCAGUUCAUCAUACUGCUAAAUUAUGCAAUCUUGCCUAUCUUUUGUUCUUGGGAAGCUACGUUUCAUUUGGAUCAUUGACUGUACUCACAGCGGUUUUGAGGGGACAAACUCCUUGGCGUAUAUAUAAUCCCGUAUUUGACUGGAGAGCCAACACAUUGUAUUUUUAUAUCGCAACUGGAUUCGAAAUACUUUUCAUGGGAUCAGGAAUAAUGUACAACCAAGUAAAUGACAGUUAUCCUCUAAUCUUCGCCAUAAUUAUACGCUCAAAUGUGAAUUUGCUCAAUAAUCGUGUUCAAAAUUUACGUACUGAUCCCAAGAGAAGUGAGGAGCAGAACUACGAGGACCUCAAGGAAUGUAUUGUUGAUCACAAGCAAAUAUUGGAGUAAUGACAAAAACG